Molecule: messenger RNA, 3466 nt
Organism: Papaver somniferum (opium poppy)
Lineage: Eukaryota; Viridiplantae; Streptophyta; Magnoliopsida; Ranunculales; Papaveraceae
Product: putative disease resistance RPP13-like protein 1
Exons: 3
Coding region: 22-3159 (1045 amino acids)
Biological process (GO): defense response to other organism
Molecular function (GO): ADP binding; protein binding
Source: RefSeq, a predicted model, not a curated record
UUAGAUGCAAUUACCAAGGAUAUGACUACGUUUCAGUUGCAAAUAACACCUUCAACCAAUACUACAAGUUAUCAUGGUGAAAGUAGUGAGAACCGAAGCCGACAAACCGCAUCCUCUACAAAUGAGUCGGACAUUAUCGGACGGUAUGAUGAUAAGAAAAAUAUAAUAGAUUUUUUAACAUCAUCGUCGUCAUCAGAUGGCAAUCCUGAAAAAGUCUCAGUCGUUUCCAUAGUGGGGAUGGGAGGGCUGGGCAAAACAACUCUGGCUCAACUCAUCUACAAUGAUGUUUUGGUAAAUCAACAGUUCAAGCUAAAAAUGUGGGUUCAUGUAUCUGAAGAUUUUGAUGUGCAAAAUCUCUUAACAAAAAUUAUGGAGUCUGCAACUCAAAAUAAGUUUGAUACUAUAUCAAAUUUCGAUGUACUAACAAGUAAAGUCCGAGAACAGUUAAACAGGAAGAAAUAUUUGCUAGUACUUGACGACUUAUGGAACGAGAGUGAUGAGCAAUGGGAGAGACUCUGCAGUCCGUUGCUUGUUGGUGCUCAAGGGAGUAAAAUUUUAAUCACUACUCGUAAAACCCAGGUCGCAGAUGCUGUCAAGGGGAAUAUUCCUCCUUACAAAUUGAAAACACUGCAAGAUGGUGAAUGUUGGACUAUUAUUGAGAAGAAGGCAUUUUCUCCCGGUGGAGCUAUGAAGAACGCAAGGAUGACAAGCAUAGGAAUGGAGAUAGCAAGAAAAUGUUGUGGUUUGCCACUUGGAGCGAAAUUCCUCGGCAGUCUAUUACGCACACGAAAUAGAGAAGUCGAUUGGUUGUCUAUUAAAGAAAAUGAAAUAUGGAACGCCCCAGAAAGCCAGAGCAGAGUCAUGGAAAUAUUAAAACUGAGCUAUGAUCACUUGCCGUCCCAUAUGAAAUGUUGUUUUUCCUACUGCGCUAUAUUUCCCAAAGGUAGGGAGAUACACAGAGGAACACUCGUACAGAUGUGGAUAGCACAAGGAUUUGUUGACACUUCAAACGUGGGAAAUCGAAGAACGAUUGAAGACAUUGCGGAUGAUUACUUCGAGAGUUUGGUAUGGAGUUCCUUUUUUGAAGGUGUAGAAAAUAAUAUACUGGGUGUGAUAAAUACGUGCAAGAUGCAUGAUCUUGCACAAGUUGUUGCUGGGGAUCAAGAAUCAGUGGCUUUCAAGGUAACUGAUCAGUUGAAAGAUACUUCUGAAAUACGUCAAUUACGAUUAAUAUUAGAUGCAGAUUUAUCAUCAUCAACAUUUCUGAAAAGCUUACGUAACGCAAAGAAGUUGCGGACACUUUUCAUUCCUGAGGGUAAUUCAAACUUGCACCCUGAUGUACUGUUUGGACAUAAGCACUUGCGUACACUUCAUAUAGGUCCUUCACCAGAUAGGACCUGUACAAAGUUGCCUUCUUUGAGUUUCAAGCUGAGUCGGCACUUAAGGUACCUCCAUCUCACCUAUCUUGAUCUUAAAGAAGUAGUAGUUUAUGCUCCAGUCUCCGUCAGUAAACUAUAUAAUUUGGUGACGUUGGUAUUGAAUAACAUUGAAGGUAGUACUGAAAAUAUUCUAAGAAACAUUCAGUCUUUGAAAAAGUUAAGACAUCUGAAUAUGUCAGACACUAAAAUGGAGGAACUGCCUGAUUCUGUCACAAGUCUAUGUAAUUUGCAAUCAUUGGAUCUUAGUGGGUGCAAAUUAAAAUCUCUACCUGAAUCAUUCAUAGGUUUAAAGAAUAUAAGACAUCUUGAUGUUUCUUUUAACCUUAUUGAACAAGUACCUGGCUCCAUCAUUAGCUUUAGCAAUUUGGUGACAUUUAAUGUCAAAGCAUGUAAGAAGUUAAAAUUCCUACCGGGGUGUGUUAAAGGUCUUGAUAAUUUGAAGAUAUUUGAUUUCAGUCACUGCACAUUACUAGAAAAGUUACCCGAAGAUUUUGGAGCAUUAGCUCAGCUAAGAUACCUUAGCUUAGUUGGCACAAACAUCAAUGUAUUACCAGAGUCUUGUGUUAACCUCAUCAAUCUUGAGUUCGCGAAACUUUCAAAUUGCGAGGUUCCAACACAAGUUAUAAAUAAUUGGGUAAAAUUGAGAAAAUUUCAUAACUACAAGGGAGCACCAGUCGGUAUAGGGAAACUUGUUUUUCUUGAAAAGUUAACUUACUGGGUGAGGGAAAAACUAAUAAACUACGACGCCGAUAGCAAAGAUGGUAUUGAAGAGUUAGAAAAACUAAACAGUCUUGAGGAGCUAGAGAUAAAGAAUCUCCAGAACGUGAAAGAUCCAGUAGAUGCCGAUAGAGCAAAUUUGAUGGGAAAACAAAAUCUUCGUAAAUUGGUUUUGCAUUGGGGUGAAUUAGAAGAGUCGUCCGACAUGUUAUGGGAUCAGAAGUCAUGUAACUUUCAAGUAUUUGAAGCUCUCCAGCCUCAUACUGGUUUGAGGGAUUUGCAAGUUCUUAACUUCAUGGGGUGUGACCUACUGACGUGGAUGUCUGUUCCGCAGUUCCAACAUCUUACAGACCUUAUACUUGAUGGUUUAAGUUCUGUAAAGAGUUUGGAUAUUGGUGGAUUUCCUUCACUAGUGGAACUUCAUCUUUGUGGUAUGUUCUCCUUAGAAGAUAUGCGUUGUUCACCUCCUUCUGCAAGUCUUCGGCAUUUGUGGAUCACCAACAACACAAAACUGAUUGAAAUUCCUUCAUUUCCGUCUUUAAAGACGUUAUACUUGAAGGAUAUUAAUCAUCAGUUAGUAAGCACAGUUGGGAGAGCCCACACCUCUCUCACAAGGCUUGAUUUAGAAAAUGUGAAGGAGCUCGUAUACUUUCCAUUAAACUUACUUCUGCGUAAUUGCAAUCUUGAUUAUCUGAGUAUCGAAAAGUGCAAUGAGUUUCAAGGAUUUCAAGUAAAUGAAGAUCAAGAAAAUGAAAACGAGGAUACUCUUCUUCGCUCAGAAUUCCAUGGUGGCUCGCUUCAGACUUUUUAUUUGGGGGAUUGUCCUGUUCUCAAGUUUCUUCCAGAUUUACGAAAAUGGACUUCUCUUCAGGCCUUAACCAUUAGGAACUGCCCCGAAGCGAAGGAGUCUUUAACUUAUGAUAUUAAAUCCCUCUCCUUUAUUGAAAGCCUUAAUGUUAAUUUUACGGAAAGUUCUAGCGCGGUGGGCUGUCCCAUUCAGUAAGCUUCUUCUAGUACAUCAUACUUCAGCAGCUGAAUACAAUUAAGGAUUAGAUAAUAGCAGAGAUCACGGUUAGUGCAUGUAGAGAAGCAAUUUCACGACUCCAAGGAUGAAAUUCUCAACUUGCUGACCAGGUUGGAAUUCGUGUUCAUUUGAUUACGUACCUCCCAAUUGGCUUUAUUCUAGCAUUGGAAAGGCUCGCCGUAUAUAUGUAUGUUUACGUAAGCAUUUCGUCUUCUAUUUACAGAAAAUGAGUUUGGUAAGGUAAUUGAUGUACCCUCCUUACAGUUCAUUUCAAGAUUUGGUUAAU